CCUAAGAUUAUAUCCUGUCCGUUGGUUCAUCUUGCGCUGAUCUCUUAUAACUCUCAACAGCCAGCACACACCUUUCCAAUUGAAAGCCAAACACAUUCCGUCUCUCAUUCCUCUCUCUUGAGGAUCUAGGGUUUAACGAAGAAAACUCUCUCUCAGAUCUGGUAUCGAAGUAAAACAUUGUCGUCGCUAUGGCUCCUCUUAUGUUAUAUGGGCCGCUCCCAAAUAAGAAUGCCUUCAAGGCACUGAUUGCUGCGGAAUACAGUGGUGUUGAUGUUGAAGUUGUCAAGGAUUUUGAAUGGGGUGUCAUGAAUAAGAGUCCUGAGUUUCUUAAGAUGAACCCAAUUGGAAAGGUUCCUGUUCUUGAAACUCCAGAUGGACCUGUUUUUGAGAGUAAUGCCAUAGCACGUUAUGUUGCUCGCUUGAAGGAAGGCAACCCUCUCUUUGGUUCGUCCUUGGUUGAAUAUGGUCAUAUUGAGCAAUGGAUUGAUUUUUCGUCUUUGGAGGUCGAUUCUAAUUUAUCACGUUGGAUGUAUCCACGAUUGGGUUAUAUGCCAUUUGUGCCACAGAUUGAGGAACCUGCCAUUGCUGGCCUAAAGAGAGCAUUAGCUGCUCUGGACUCAUAUCUUGCUUCAAACACUUAUCUGGUCGGACACUGUGUCACACUUGCUGACAUAAUCAUGACAUGCAAUUUGUCUAUGGGCUGGAGUGUUAUCUUGACCAAAAACUUUACCAAGGACUUCCCCCAUGUUGAAAGAUACUUCUGGACCAUGGUUAACCAACCAAAUGUCGUGAAAGUGUUGGGUGAGGUAAAGCAGGCAGAAUCUAUUCCACCAGUUCCAUCUGCUAAGGUUGCUGCUCAGCCUAAAGAAGCUGCAAAGCCCAAGGCAAAAAGUGAACCAAAGAAGGAGCCUAGCAAGCCUAAAGCAGAAGAAGUCCCUGAGCAGGAUGAGGCACCAAAGCCUAAGGCAAAGAAUCCUCUCGAUUCACUCCCCCCUAGUACGAUGAUAUUGGAUGAGUGGAAGAGACUCUACUCGAACACCAAAACUAAUUUCCGAGAGGUAGCUAUUAAAGGGUUUUGGGACAUGUACGAUCCAGAAGGUUACUCUCUAUGGUUCUGCGACUACAAAUACAAUGACGAGAACCUUGUUUCUUUCGUCACAUUGAACAAGGUCGGUGGUUUUCUGCAACGUAUGGAUUUAGCUCGUAAGUAUGCAUUUGGGAAGAUGCUUAUCAUUGGUACAGAGGCACCUUUCAAGGUGAAGGGAUUGUGGUUGUUCCGUGGGCCAGAGAUACCCCAGUUCAUUAUGGAUGAAUGCUAUGACAUGGAACUCUACGAGUGGACAAAGGUUGAUAUAUCUGAUGAAAACCAGAAGGAAAAGGUGAAUCAAAUGAUAGAAGAUCAAGAACCUUUCGAGGGCGAAGCACUUUUGGAUGCCAAGUGUUUCAAGUGAUGACCUUUUUAUGAUUUUUCUGCACUGAUUAUCUUAUGUUUUUUCAAACCUGGCAUUUCCAGGAUAGAAAUUGGGUUGGGUUAUAUGUUUUUGGUAUGGAAAGAGUAGACAAUUUUCCAGUGGGAUUAUUAAGUAGUAUGCUCGCUUGCAAAACUAAUCAAUCUAUAAUGUUUUGAUACAAUGCGAUCUAUAAUGUUUUGAUACAAUGCAAUAUAUCUAGGUGAUUAUCAAA
Molecule: messenger RNA, 1683 nt
Organism: Papaver somniferum (opium poppy)
Lineage: Eukaryota; Viridiplantae; Streptophyta; Magnoliopsida; Ranunculales; Papaveraceae
Product: elongation factor 1-gamma 2-like
Exons: 8
Coding region: 189-1451 (420 amino acids)
Biological process (GO): translational elongation
Molecular function (GO): translation elongation factor activity; glutathione transferase activity
Source: RefSeq, a predicted model, not a curated record